CGCUGUUGAACAACUAAAACAAAAUGCCGGACUAUCUAGGAGAUGAUCAGCGUAAAGUUAAGCAUGACGAGAAUAAGGAGGAUAAGGAAAUUAAGUCGCUAGACGAAGGCGACAUCGAACUACUUAAGACGUACGGGCAGAGCCAGUAUCACAAGUCCAUAAAGAACAUCGAAGAGGACAUACAAAAAGCCGUGAAACAAGUGAACGAGCUAACUGGCAUUAAGGAGAGCGAUACAGGCUUGGCUCCUCCUGCUCUGUGGGACUUGGCUGCCGACAAGCAAAUACUCCAAAAUGAGCAGCCUUUGCAGGUUGCGCGUUGCACAAAGAUUAUCAACGCUGACUCAGAUGAUCCCAAGUACAUUAUUAAUGUGAAGCAGUUUGCCAAGUUUGUGGUAGAUCUGGCUGAUUCCGUUGCACCUACGGACAUUGAGGAGGGCAUGCGUGUUGGCGUUGAUCGCAACAAGUAUCAGAUUCACAUACCGCUGCCACCCAAAAUCGAUCCCACGGUGACGAUGAUGCAGGUCGAGGACAAGCCAGAUGUUACCUACAGCGACGUCGGUGGCUGCAAGGAGCAGAUUGAGAAAUUGCGCGAAGUUGUGGAGACACCGCUGCUGCAUCCUGAGAAGUUCGUCAAUCUCGGCAUCGAGCCCCCCAAGGGUGUGCUCUUGUUCGGUCCACCUGGUACGGGCAAAACUCUAUGUGCCCGUGCUGUGGCUAAUCGCACAGAUGCUUGCUUCAUUCGCGUCAUCGGCUCCGAGCUUGUGCAGAAGUAUGUGGGCGAGGGCGCACGUAUGGUGCGCGAAUUGUUCGAAAUGGCCCGUUCCAAGAAAGCUUGCUUGAUCUUCUUCGAUGAAAUCGAUGCCAUUGGCGGAGCACGUUUCGAUGACGGUGCUGGCGGCGACAACGAGGUGCAGCGUACUAUGCUGGAGCUAAUCAAUCAGUUGGAUGGCUUCGAUCCGCGUGGCAACAUUAAGGUUCUGAUGGCCACCAAUCGACCCGACACACUUGAUCCUGCGCUUAUGCGUCCCGGCCGUUUGGAUCGUAAGGUGGAAUUUGGAUUGCCCGACCAGGAUGGCCGUUCACACAUCUUUAAGAUCCACGCCCGCUCAAUGUCCGUGGAACGCGACAUUCGUUUCGAUCUGCUGGCACGUCUGUGCCCCAACUCGACAGGCGCGGAGAUUCGCUCUGUGUGCACUGAGGCGGGCAUGUUUGCCAUUCGUGCCCGCCGCAAGGUGGCCACCGAAAAGGAUUUCCUCGAAGCUGUCAACAAGGUUAUCAAGAGCUACGCCAAGUUCAGCGCCACCCCACGCUAUAUGACCUACAAUUAAGUUUACGUUUUAUACAUCCUCAAUUCUCUUUCGUUUGCUGCGCUGUGAGCCUUUAAGUCUGCAACUGUAACUGCUCCAGCUGGGCAAUCAGUAAAUAAAAGAUCCAAAAUAUAUAGUAUACACCAUUA
Drosophila arizonae is the source of this 1456-nucleotide messenger RNA. It is a transcript of the gene Rpt1, whose product is annotated as 26S proteasome regulatory subunit Rpt1. Gene Ontology annotation, molecular function: ATP binding; ATP hydrolysis activity. NCBI's taxonomy places the organism in Eukaryota, Metazoa, Arthropoda, Insecta, Diptera, Drosophilidae. The record is from RefSeq and is a predicted model, not a curated record.